GUUUUCUCCGAAUUACGUGUCGCACGUCAAUGAGUCUAAAGUUACACUUAAAAUGUAGCUGCAACGUGUUUCGGAACACCAGUUCUUUGGAAACGCUCGUUUGUGCUACAGGACUGAAAUCACAAGUUUGUUUUAUUAAGAUUGCUUUAAAAAAUCACAAUUAACUUGACAGUGUAAAAGGAUCAGUAAAACGAUUCUUGUAAAGGAAACUUUGAAGUAAACAGUAAUAUUGGAGCUGACAUGGACAGUCAUGGAGCGAAUAAUCGUGCUGACCAUGCUGUUGAUAAUAAUAAGCCGAUCGUUCAACCAUCAGGGUCGGACCGCAUCGAAAUACAACUCAGAAUCCCCGAUCAGCACAUGGCUAAGCAGAUCAUGGAUAAGACGAUUGCGUUACUUAAAAGAACAGCUGAUGAAACUUCGGAUCCAAAUGAAAAGACACAAGCCUUGCAGUGCAUUGACCUCAUUUACCGCGACAACCCUCAAUUGUCCGCGAUGGGAAAGCCCUAAAUUGAAAGAAAAAGCUGAAACAACAACAACUCGGCAAAGAUCAGACACGAAAGUGCAUAAUUCUGGACAGGACAUUGGACAAGUAGAGCUGGAUCAGGAAAAUAUGCCAGAUUUAAUAUCAGUUAAGCUUAAGGUCGACCAUUUUUAUAUAACACUGGAAAUUAAUGUUUCCGGAAGUGAAAUUUACGUUAAAAGCCGUAGUUUAUUAGAUCUCAACGACGGGAAUAUAAAUUUAUCAAAAAAAGUUUGGCAUGUUGGCAGAUUUAUAAAGUUUUUGCCGCCUAAACUGAUUGCCAUUGAAAAAGCAAAAGUCGUUAAAAAUCAACAAUAUGAUUUUACUUACGGAAUGACACAAUCAAAAAUAUACUUCGGAAAUUCAAAAAAUAAUUGUAUGUAUCUUAUACUACUGGUACACGAAUCAGAAAGUGAUAAUCAUGACAAAAGUGAUGAGAAGAAAAUGAAACUAUUCUUAAAAAAUUUACAUACAGAAAACAUCAAAGAAUAUUGGCCACAUAAAUGGAUUGCCAAUACAAUAGGAAAAGAAGUGACUAAUAUGGAAAAUUAUCUAAUUUGGCAGUUAUCAGCCAAUUCAUACUUCUAUGAUAGGAUGAAAUCCAAUACAAAAAAGGAUCUUUCAAUUGAAAUGGAAAGUUAUGUUUUCAAAAUAAGUAACGAGAAGUUCAAUUUAACUUUUAAAAAAAAUCUGCAUCCCAAGACAGACACACAUGAAAUGAGACAGGUUACUGCAAACAUCAUUGCAGGGAAGAAAUUCAAAAUAAAAAUAAGCAAUGUAAAUUCAACAAUAUAUCAAAUACUUGAAACAAAUAAUGAUGAAAAAAUGUUGUUUCAAUGCAAGAUUCAACUGUUUUGGGCGGUCAAAAAACAAUUUGCGCUUCAUAACUGGCAGAAAUGAAAAAAUAAAAAUGGAUCUUGUAAUUACAACAAAUAAGAUUCAUAUAAAACAAAUACUUCAGACUAUUGUUUCUGAAUUUGAAAUUUAUAUAAAAAGUAAAAUAUGUACUAAUACUAUGAAGAAAUUUGAAGUAAUCAUCAAAGCAUUACACAUUGAAAGAAUAAAACCAUAUUUGCAAUUUAAAGUGUUUGCUACUAAAAUCAGACCAGUAGUUACAGUUCAAUACAAUAUUUGGAAAUUAUUAAGCGAGUUGCACUUCUUUGCUGGGAAGAAAUCGCAAAUAAAAUUUAACAAUGUAAAUCAAUUACUUGUUCUAUUCGGCUUACAUCAAAUACUUGAAACAAAUAGUGAUGAAAGUUACGAAAUUCAAGUUAAAGGUGAUUUACUCACCAUACAACAUGAGAAGUUCGAAUUAUUCAUCAAAAUGGUGUUUUUAAAAGAAAAAUCAGAAUGGGGUGCAAACGAAGUGAUCUCUAUUUGGUUUCAAUUGAACGAUUUGCACUACAUAGUAUGGCAGAAAUUCAAAAAGAAAAUUGACUUGCUAGUUCCACUGGACUCAAAAGAAAUGAGACAGGUAAUUGCCAACUUUUUGGAUGAAUAUAUUAUUAAAAACGACUUGCCCAUCUUUGCUGGGAAGAAAUUCAAAAUAAAAACGAACCUUGUGAUUUCAAAAAUUGAUCAGUUACAUAAAAAAUUGAGUACACAUACUGAUGAAAGUAAAAUUCCAGCGAAUGAUAACUUAAUUACCAUAAAAUAUGAGAAAUUUGGAUUGUUCAUCGAAAUCUUGCUUCUUGAAGAAAUAACAGAAUGUUUGCCAUCUGAAUUGAUCACAAAUGAAUUUAGGCAAGUAACAACUAAUCAACAAAAUUAUCUGACAUGGCAGCCAAAACAUAAUGAUCAGUUUCGUAGGAAUAAAAUACCUCAGAUGAAAAUGUCUGAAAUUGACAUUUAUGCGAAAAGACAAAACUGUCCUGAGAUCAUCAAAAUGCUUCUA
Messenger RNA from Culex pipiens pallens (northern house mosquito), 2414 nucleotides. RefSeq lists its product as uncharacterized. The transcript is spliced from 4 exons. Bases 251 to 1420 code for a protein of 389 amino acids. NCBI's taxonomy places the organism in Eukaryota, Metazoa, Arthropoda, Insecta, Diptera, Culicidae. The record is from RefSeq and is a predicted model, not a curated record.